AUGAUUGGACAGGUGGUCUUGCCCACCAAUCAAAUCUACCUCCCGCUGGUGGAAGAGCAUUCCCAGGAGAUCGAAGGAGCCUCGAGGGACACCUACAGUUACGGGUCUGAUGCCCGUCAGCAACUCGACAUAUAUACCCCGUCGUCGGCAGCACCGACCCUCGGUGGUAACUCCCGCCCGGUCCUGGUCUUUUUCUACGGCGGGGGAUUCGCCAAUGGAGACAAGGUCAACCCCAUGCGCCCGCUGUUCUACAAGAAUCUCGGCUACUUCUUCGCCGAAAAGGUCGGGCUCGAGACGAUCAUCGUGGACUACCGACUGAUCAAACACGGCGCCAGUUUCCCCAGCGGAGGCGAUGACGUUGACGCAGCCCUCAGCUGGAUCGACCAGCGGUACGCCGGGCAGAAGCGAGCUCUCUAUCUGAUGGGCAAUUCCGCGGGCGGCAUCAACGUCUGCACGUGGCUGUUCGAGCCCACGUACCUGCAGUCGCGCCGCAAGCUGAUCGCUGGGGGUGGCUCGACGGGGGUGAAACUCGCCGGGGUGAUCGUUCUCGGGGCGCUGUACCACUUCCAGAACUCGUCGGCGCCACUGAGGGAGGCGCUUGGCGGGUAUUUUGGUGAGGGCCUGGACGACAAGUCCCCCAUCGCCUCGAUACAGCGCGCAGAGGAGGCGGGCGAGCUGACAUCGGCUGAAUGGCCCCCUGUUCUGGUCAUGGACUGUGAACUGGAUCCCGAAGACAUCCAGAAAUCCAGCCAAGACUUUGUCGCGUUACUGAAGAAGGCGGGUACCUUUCAGCUGGACUACGUCAACAUCAAGGGCCACAACCACAUCAGUCCUCCCCUGGGUCUGGGAAGCGGAAUCGAGGCAGAGGAGGAAUGGGGAUACAAACUCGGCUCGUGGUUGAAGAAGGACCCAGCGUGA
Molecule: messenger RNA, 918 nt
Organism: Fonsecaea multimorphosa CBS 102226
Lineage: Eukaryota; Fungi; Ascomycota; Eurotiomycetes; Chaetothyriales; Herpotrichiellaceae
Exons: 1
Coding region: 1-918 (305 amino acids)
Molecular function (GO): hydrolase activity
Source: RefSeq, a predicted model, not a curated record